CCUUCUCCACCAGCUGCUGCCAGCAGAUAACGCCUGGCUGGGGACAUGGAGCCACCCAGACAGCACAUCUCAGUGCCUGGCUGGGGGAACGGGGUGAGCAGAGGAGAAACACGUCCCUGCUUCCAGCUGGGAUCGCUUUGCUGCCUGAGCUGUCUUUCUGGAAGCCGGUUGCUGCUCCGGGCGUCUUCACGGGUGUUGGAGCAGAGCAAGGGAAGCAUCGGAGAGGGAUAUUUUUAGAUGCUCUUUGUGCUCAGAGAGCAAAACCAGGCUGUGGUUUAACGGCCAUUAGCUGCUGGGCAUGUUUGAAGGGCUGAGGAUUCAGGGACACGUUUGACAUGAUGGAAUGGAGCAGCUUUGCAGACGGGACGGCAAUUUUUGGGCUGAGCAUUGAAGUGAAGAUCCCAAGAGGAGCCUGGAUCUGGGCAGCCCAGCCUGUUUAGCUGCCACGCGGGGCCAGGCUGGCUGAUCCCCCAAAAGGACGUGUUCACGUGUUUGUGGGGUGACAUUUGCUCCAGUGGCUGCGGAAGAGGUGCGGGAAAAGAGCGGACAAGAGAUCCGCAUGUCAGACCACAAGGACCCCAGCGAUGGGGAUCCAGAACCCCAGCACGGCAUUACUGUGGUCUUCCUCCUUGUCCUUGUCUUCUUCAUCAUGGGGCUGGUGGGGUUCCUGAUCUGCCACGUCCUGAAGAAGAAGGGUUAUCGGUGCCGGACUUUCCGGGAUGAGCUUGACCCAGAUGACAAAGAAGGGGUGGAGGAGCUCGAGGAUGAUGAGGACAAGAACGAUGACACCGUGGAGAAGAUCGUGAGAUGCAUCAUCCAAAAUGAAGCAAAUGUGGAGGCCCUCAAGGAGAUGCUGGGGGAAACUGAAGGGGACGUGCCAGUGCCAGUGCCCAGCCUGUGUCCCCACAGUAGCAGCCAGGAUGGGGGCCCACCACAUCACCACACGGUACACCUGGGCUCCACGCAGGCCCCCUGCAUCCACUGCAGCAGGAGGAAGAGGCACCCGCUGCAGCGCCAGGGCCGGUCCAAGGAGGGCAAAAGCAGGAUGCAUCCUGGAGAGACCACCGUCUUCUCAGUGGGCAGGUUCCGUGUCACACACAUCGGGAAGAGGCCGCCGGUCCAGGAGCAGCAGGACGGCGCGCUGCCCGCCGGCAGCCGGCAGCCGAGCACGGAGGAGCUGGAGCGCAGCAGCGAGAGGCUGCAGUGGGAACGGGCUCUCAACGGGACUGUCCCCACGGGUGGCCUGCAGAACGGAGCCAUCCAGACGGGCACCCAGAGCACGGGCAGAAGCGCGGAGCAAAGCCUGUCCGCCAGCCCAGCCGUGAACACACCAGCCAGCUCCGGCACCCGUGACAGCCGGCGGGUGGACGUGGGCUCCGGACCGCUGGGCUCUGGCCCGCUGGGCUCUGGCCCGCUGGGCUCUGGCCCGCUGGAGUCUGGCCCGCUGGAGUCUGGCCCGCUGGAGUCUGGCCCACUGGGGUCCGGCCCACUGGGGUCCGGCCCGCUGGAGUCUGGCAGAACCGGGUCCAGCCUGGUGGGGCCUGGCACAGCGGGGUCCCUGAAGGAUGCUGGCUCUGCUCCCGGGAGCUCGAGCCGGCAGCGGAGGCUCAUGAGCAUGCCGGCGCUGGGAGUGUCGAGUCCCAACAUCCCAGGAGAGCUGGCAAGGGAAGGAGCCGGCAUCUGCCUGGAGGAGAUCGGACUGGCGUCGGCAGAUGAAGUGUCGGAUAUCCACGGGAGCCUGAGCCUGCAGGAACAGGCCGAUGAGUUGGGGAGAGACGACAGCAGCAGGAGACAGUCAGGAGGGGAGGACGGGAAGCAGCAGGAGCCCAGCGCCGAGGAGCAGGACCGUGUGUGACGGGGUCGGGAAGUGCCAGCCACAGGCGGUGACUCCGGGAAAUCCCGUUUGCGGGUGGUGGGGAGGUGCUACGGCUGUGGGGACAAGCCCUGUCGUGCCUCUCUCCCCUCAGCUCCUCUCCGCUCCCGGCUGGAGCGUGGACGGGAGGCGUGCAGCCCCUGGACCCCUCGGGGCUGGGGGCUCUGCCGUGGGGCAGCCGCGGGGCAGCCGGCCCCGGGUGGGCAUCUACGCGCUUGGCAUGGCCGGAGCGACGCGCCGGCGUCACCGACAACCGCGCUCGGCGCCAGCCUUCAUCCCAUUGGCAAUAGGUACCCGAGUCCCUCCGCACCCUCCCCGGAGACCCCCCCCGAGGGACCCUCGGGCCUGGCAGGGGCAGGACAGCACCCCGAGCCCGCUGCCCCCGCCGCCCCCCAGCUCCGGGGGAAGGAUCAGAGGGGGCCGCGGUGAGGGGCAGGGAUGGAGGCAGCGGCUUGAGCCCCCCCCGGGGCGGUGGGGAGCACCCACCCAGCCCAGGCACCCGGCACAUUGACCACAGAGCACAGCCCCCCGCCCCCGGGCACGCAGAGCGGGCACAGGCACAAACCCUGCACCGGCAGGUCCCUGGGAGAUGCUGGCGGAGAGAGGAGCUUCCAGCCCCAUCCCGGCACAGGAGGGGCCGGAGCCCGGCCCCGGGGGCACGAUGGCCCCCGGCCAGGCCAGCGGGCAGCCCCGGGGCCCGCGCCAGCUUCGGUGUGUAACGCCCUGUACAUAGACGAGCUACAACCAUUAAAGCUGCUGAACCCCU
Parus major (Great Tit) is the source of this 2639-nucleotide messenger RNA. It is a transcript of the gene RELL2, whose product is annotated as RELT like 2. The coding region runs from base 560 to 1855 and encodes 431 amino acids. NCBI's taxonomy places the organism in Eukaryota, Metazoa, Chordata, Aves, Passeriformes, Paridae. The transcript has 8 exons. Gene Ontology annotation, biological process: positive regulation of p38MAPK cascade; positive regulation of cell-substrate adhesion. The record is from RefSeq and is a predicted model, not a curated record.